GCUCCGGGGCCGCGUUUGAAUCGGGCAGCGCCUGCCCCGCUCCUGCCGCCGCCUCUCUCCUCACCGGCCGCGGCCUAGAGAGACCCGCUCCGCUCCUCUACCUCCGCUCCUCCAGCACCCGCGGCGGCACCCGGCUUCCAGCAUGAACGCGGUAGGCGGGAAGGCGGCCAGACCGGCGGCCCGAGUAGAGCCCGUCCGGGCGGGCGGUUCGGCAACGGCGGCGGCGGCGGCCGCCUCCGGCGGGAAGGAGGUACCGAAGGUGCUGGUGGAUCCGCGGACCCGGCGCAACUUCGUGCGCGGCCGGUUCUUAGGGAAAGGCGGCUUCGCCCGGUGCUACGAGCUGGCGGAGGCGGAGAGCCGGGAGGUGUUCGCCGGGAAGGUGGUGCCCAAAUCGCUGCUGGUGAAGCCCCAGCAGAAGGAGAAGAUGUCCAUGGAGAUCGCCAUCCACCGCAGCCUGUCCCACCGCCACGUCGUCGGCUUCCAGGGCUUCUUUGAGGACGCCGAUUUCGUCUACGUCGUGCUGGAGCUCUGCCGCCGCAGGUCGCUGCUGGAGCUGCACAAGCGGCGGAAGGCGCUGAGCGAGCCCGAGGUGCGGUACUACCUGCGCCAGACCAUCCUGGGCUGCCAGUACCUCCACAGCCAACGCGUCAUUCACCGGGACCUCAAGCUGGGCAACCUCUUCCUCAGCGACGACAUGGAGGUGAAGAUCGGUGACUUUGGCCUGGCCACCAAAGUGGAGUAUGAUGGUGAACGCAAGAAGACUCUGUGUGGGACCCCCAACUACAUUGCCCCGGAGGUGCUGGGCAAGAAGGGACACAGCUUUGAGGUGGAUAUCUGGUCCAUCGGCUGCAUCAUGUGAGUCAAAAUGUCUCUU
Calidris pugnax (ruff) is the source of this 874-nucleotide messenger RNA. Its product is annotated as serine/threonine-protein kinase PLK1-like. The transcript is spliced from 3 exons. Gene Ontology annotation, biological process: protein phosphorylation; mitotic cell cycle; regulation of cytokinesis. The coding region runs from base 143 to 859 and encodes 238 amino acids. The record is from RefSeq and is a predicted model, not a curated record. Gene Ontology annotation, cellular component: spindle pole; nucleus; cytoplasm. Gene Ontology annotation, molecular function: protein serine/threonine kinase activity; ATP binding. Lineage: Eukaryota; Metazoa; Chordata; Aves; Charadriiformes; Scolopacidae.